Molecule: messenger RNA, 2870 nt
Organism: Pocillopora verrucosa
Lineage: Eukaryota; Metazoa; Cnidaria; Anthozoa; Scleractinia; Pocilloporidae
Source: RefSeq, a predicted model, not a curated record
GGACAUUAUCACGCAACGAUGCGCUGGAAAACAAGAGAAAAGAUUAUUUUUUUUCAUGACAGUAAAAAUCUUGACUCCAAUAUGUUGGCUGAUACUCAGACAGUUCAGUAUUUGACCUUCAUGUGGAAAUAGAAUUUUUCAAACCAAAUUGCAAGCGUUUUGUAGAUAGGUUCGUGGGGAGAAUUUUAAAGUUUAGGAUGGGAAAUUAACUAAUACAAGUGUAAUCGGACAAAAAUCAAUAUUUGGUUUGCUUGAUGCACUUGGCCAGUGUAUGCAUUUUGUGAGGUUAGCGAUGUAUUUAUACGUGACGCGUGACUAAGUACAAGGUUUAAAUAUGACGAGAGAAUUUUGCAAAACGGCAAGGUUUGGUGACAUUUUAGGUUUUCCCUUUUCAAAACUCGUGACACGUGAAAUACUGUUUAAAAUGCAAACGCUGUGACAAAUGAAGUUUUUGUUGCGAGCGAGCGUAGCGAGGAAACCAGUGAGUAUCUGUGGAGGUAAGAGAAACCAACAAUUAGUGGGUGAAAAAUCCAUACAUUUCGCAUGUUAUAUGUUUACGCCUUAUUUUUGUACUUUUAUAUAUUUUUCGUUAUUCGGUUAUUUUUGAAAAGCAUUACAUAAUGAAUAAACCACCCCUUGGUUUCUUUCCUUCAUUAAUAUGCCAUACCCCACAGGCUCAAAGUACAUUUAGUUUACCUCGCAGCACUGCACUUUCUAUCAGAAACUGCUAGUUCUAAAAUUUAUGCGUGAAGCCUUCUUUGCUGCCGUCUUUUGUUCGUCGUCUGCUCUUUUAUUAGAAUUUUCUAUACUAAAACAGCUUGUUCUGUACUUUGUCCUCAAAAAUACAUCAGGGAAUGCUCUAGCGACGACAGGUAGUGAUUCGUGACCAGUUAUUUUGGCGGCUUCCUGUCGUUAAUCAUGUCAUAAAAAUUGCUAAUGAGGUAGCAUGAUAUUUCAUAUUUCACUUACUUCAUACCUCAGCGUGCGGUUUUGAACAGCAAUGGGCAUAGAAAAUUUGACUCUGUUUACUAACAUGAUACAGUUAGCUUACUAAGUUAUUUACUACUAACGCCAAGCAGACGAUACGUCAGUGCAGUUCUACAUAUCUCGUGCCGUGUUUAACACCCAUCCUGCCAGUAAAACAUCACUAAUAUAAACUCGUUGUUGUAUUCACAAAGUGAUUCGUGAAUUAUCAUUGGAAUUUGACGGAACUACAGCAAAAGGACAGUCUGGAAGUUAUGCAACAAAGCUUCAAUUGAUAGUCAGCUGUACGAGCCGAGACAAAUUGUUUUCUUCCAAGAGUAUCAGCAUGAAAUUCGUGCCCUGAGCGAAAAGUGGAACAAAAUUUUUAUGUUUACCUGCAGAGCUUGGAUUCAAAUAUGGAAUUGGGUUUCACCUUGGCAUAUGCUGUUACUAUGAUCGUUGCUUUGCAAGGAAAUAUUUUGCUGAUUUACAUCGUCUGGAGGAAACGUGAGACAAGAACUUUGACUAGUUUCUUGUUUGUCAAUAUGGCGAUUGCCGAUUUACUGAUUGCAGUAUUUCAGAUGCCCUUCUCCAUGGCGCACUUCUACGUCUCUGAAUUCACUGGUGCGGUCGGGAAUCUAUUCUGCCGAUCUGUAAUGUAUCUUGUGAAUGUGUCCAUGACAGCCUCGAUCUUCAGCCUUGUCGUGAUGGCAUUCGAUCGAUAUUUUGCUGUUAUACACCCUUUGAGGCGAAUGAUUUGGUUCCGAAGAGCCAAAAUUAUUCUACCAGUCAUUUGGAUUGCAUCCUGGAUCUUAAUGGUCGUCACGCCAUUUUCUUACAUGGCCGAGGAUAGCCUUGGAAAAUGCUUUUAUACAGAAGAACAUAUCCCGCGGGUGCCCUUUUGGACUUACCUACUGCUCAUCAACUACAUCAUACCUCUUGCCAUCAUCUCUGUCCUGUCCAUCGUAAUUGCGCGAAAGAUAUGGUUCCACGAAAUUCCUGGUCAACUUGAAUCUUCCAGACUCCAGCCAGAUGAGCAGAUUCCAAGGAAAAAAGUUGUUCGAACGCUCAUUAUUGUUGUGGUGGUUUUUGCGGUGUGCUGGUUUCCCAUGCAAAUUCUUCAAAUGAACCUUGCAGUGACAGCUGGAAUGACUUGGCACCCCAUUGCUAUCUACUCUAUCUAUUGGCUUGGUCAAGCUAACAGUGCCAUAAACCCCUGGCUGUACAUCGGUCUUAAUGGAAAAAUGAAUGCAGCUUUCAAAAGAAUGAUCCGAUGCCACGGGCAGGGUAAUAAUUUGUCACACAGACCAUCUACCGCGACUUUACGUUCAAAUACAGCCGUUACCACAGUAUGAAAUCCUCCAGCAGCUUAUGAUUGAGCUGAUGAAAGCAUUGCAGAUAACAUUUUCUAGUUAAACGAUUGCAGGCUUGAAUGCACAUGCUCCAUCCAGGAUUAGAUGAGGCGAAGGAGAAAGUGUAUUAGGAUCAGUAGACGAAGGCAAGGCCAUCAAUUGAGCGCUGCGCCUCAAUAUAGAUUGAAACUUUAACUCCCUAGCUUGAUAUAAUGGGGCAGAAAAUAUCAUUUCCAGUGCAAGUUAUUUACUUCAUGAACGGAAAUAGUCAAAAAAGAAGUCAUCACUGUUAAAUAAGAAACAACAUUAAUUUGUUUUGACAAAUGUUUUGACUCCUUUACCAGAAAGACAGAACCGACGAGAUGGCUUUUUUUCUCUAGAUAAUGACUAAAUUCAAAUAUAAAAAUUGUAUUAAGGUUAUUAUUAUCAAUGUCUGACAGUAAUUGCCUGAUUUGAAAUGCAGAUUUCUUCUUUCUAAGGUUAACCGUGACCUUUAAUGCAACGACCAUAACGAUCGUUUUUUUUCAUUUAACAACGUUUAUCCUUAAGCUGAUU